CUACGAAGAAGGCAUCUGUUUUCUCUUAAAAAAAAAAAAAAAAAAAAAAAAAUCCCGGAAAACUCCAAAAAUCUCCAUUUUUCUUCUUCUUCUUCUUAAAACCUCUCACAGUCACCUGCAUUUCAGAAGCUUUAGUUUGAAUGAUCACGAAGAACCUUAAUAAUUGCUUCAUUUUGCAUUGUUUACACUGAUACCCCUUUCCCACUCACUCUCACUUCCUGGUUCAGUGAUCGUAACCGCAGAGAAGGGGAGUUCCGGUUUUUUGUGGCGGGGAUGGCAUUUUCUUCGUGAGAAAGGGAUGAGAUUGAGGGCGGAAUCGGGCCCCUGAUGGGCGUGGCCAAGGCGAGCCCCGCUCUGUUACAGCACCUGAACGGCGGCAACAGCGACACGCCAGUGUGUUGGAGGUCUGCGCCGGGGCAGCAGCGGAAGCCUGUCUCCUUGACGGUUGUUUGCGGCGUCAUGCUGUUCUGCUUGGGCUUGAUUUCGCUCUUCACUGGCCACCUGGCUUCUUAUCUCGAGUGGUACUCUCAGAGACUCGUGAAACGGAGUUUCUUCUCCGAAUUGGAGGGGAUUAGUCGCGGACCCAUUGAUAUUUGGAAAUCUGAAUAUUCGAGGUACUUCAGUGGAUGUAGCCAAAGGGGUCCUAAUUUUGCUUCUGCUGUACGUGAGCAGUCAUCAAAUGGUUAUUUGCUUAUUGCAGCCAGUGGUGGACUGAAUCAACUAAGAACAGGAAUAACAGAUGCUGUUGUUGUUGCUCGAAUUCUUAAUGCAACAUUAGUAGUUCCAGAGUUGGAUCAUCAUUCCUAUUGGAAGGAUGAAAGUGACUUUAUCAACAUUUUUGAUGUUGACUGGUUCAUUUCUUACCUAUCAAAAGAUGUGACCAUUGUCAAAAGAGUUCCUGAUAAAUUCAUGCGAUCAAUGGAAAAACCUCCAUAUACUAUGCGUGUCCCAAGGAAAUCCUCCGCUGAAUAUUAUCUAGAUCAAGUUUUGCCAAUACUUUUGAGGAGACGUGUUGUGCAGCUGACAAAGUUUGAUUAUAGACUGGCAAGUGACAUUGAUGAAGAGCUUCAAAGGUUGCGUUGCCGUGUUAAUUACCAUGCUUUGAGAUUUACAAAACCUAUAGAAGAACUUGGUCAGAAGCUUGUCAUGAGAAUGCGUCAGAUGGCAAAACACUAUAUUGCAGUCCAUUUGAGGUUUGUCCAAAUUAUUGACAAUGUUUAACUGGAUGUAACAUGCAUGCUGGCCAGAUUUACAUGAACACAUCCUUUUCAGAAUUUUAUGGUCUACUUCUCUAAUAGUCUUUUCCUUUUUAUUUAUUUAUUUAUUUUUUUAAUUUUUUAAUCUACUAAUCUUUUUUUCUUCUCUUGGGUAUGGGUUAUGCCCUCUAAUUCUCAGAUCAAAUAAGGUAGUUAUAUACUU
Molecule: messenger RNA, 1419 nt
Organism: Rubroshorea leprosula
Lineage: Eukaryota; Viridiplantae; Streptophyta; Magnoliopsida; Malvales; Dipterocarpaceae
Source: the annotation of a GenBank genome assembly